Molecule: messenger RNA, 1958 nt
Organism: Myotis davidii
Lineage: Eukaryota; Metazoa; Chordata; Mammalia; Chiroptera; Vespertilionidae
Gene: ALDH1B1
Product: aldehyde dehydrogenase 1 family member B1
Molecular function (GO): aldehyde dehydrogenase (NAD+) activity
Source: RefSeq, a predicted model, not a curated record
GGAACUCCUCCCAAACCGGAACCUCGUCCUACUCAGAUCUCACCUAAUCUGGAGCCCUUACAGCAAACCCUGGUGCUUGCUCUUGCCGGUCCAGCUCUGCACACCAGAGCCACGCGUUUCAGAUAUCUCAGCAUGGGAUACAGUUUCUCAUCAGGCGACGGAAAUGUUCUCCCAAACCACCAAACGGAGCGGUCUGCGACAUGGAGCUGAAAAUAAAGCAGCAGAAAGACAGGGGUGUUGUUGUGAAGAAAUGGUCAGGCACGACCUGGAAGGCAGAGAUGACAAUGGAAUGCCAGGUCUUGGCCACAAGAGUAGUCAGCAUGCUGCGCCUCCUGGUGCCCCGGCUGCUUUGCCUCCGAGGCAGCACUGCCCCGUACUCCUCAGCAGCAGCCCUUCCAAGCCCCAUCCAGAACCCAGACAUUCGCUACAACCAGCUAUUCAUCAACAACGAGUGGCAAGAUGCAGUCAGCAAGAAGACCUUCCCAACAGUCAACCCCUCAACGGGAGAGGUCAUCGGCCACGUGGCCGAAGGGGACCGAGCCGAUGUGGAUCGGGCAGUGAAAGCAGCUCGCGAGGCCUUCCGCCUGGGGUCUCCAUUCCGCCUGGCUGACCUCGUGGAGCGGGAUCGUGUCUACUUGGCCUCACUGGAGACCUUGGACAACGGGAAGCCAUUCCAGGAGUCUUACGUCUUGGACCUGGAUGAGGUCAUCAAGGUGUACCGGUACUUUGCUGGCUGGGCUGACAAGUGGCACGGCAAGACCAUCCCCAUGGACGGUGAGCAUUUCUGCUUCACCCGGCAUGAGCCCGUGGGUGUCUGUGGCCAGAUAAUCCCGUGGAACUUCCCCUUGGUCAUGCAGGGCUGGAAACUCGCCCCGGCACUUGCCACUGGCAACACUGUGGUCAUGAAGGUUGCAGAGCAGACCCCCCUUUCUGCCCUGUACUUGGCCUCCCUCAUCAAGGAGGCAGGCUUCCCCCCUGGGGUGGUGAACAUCAUCACAGGCUAUGGCCCAACAGCAGGAGCGGCCGUGGCCCAGCACAUGGAUAUUGACAAAGUUGCUUUUACUGGCUCAACCGAGGUGGGCCACCUGAUCCAGAAGGCAGCUGGAGAUUCCAACCUCAAGAGAGUCACCUUAGAGCUGGGCGGGAAGAGCCCCAGCAUCGUGUUGGCGGACGCUGACCUGGGCCACGCCGUGGAGCAGUGCCACGAAGCCCUCUUCUUCAACAUGGGCCAGUGCUGCUGUGCAGGGUCCCGGACCUUCGUCGAAGAAUCCAUCUACGAUGAGUUUCUCGAGAGAACGGUGGAGAAAGCGAAGCAGAGGAAAGUUGGGAACCCCUUUGAGCUGGACACCCAGCAGGGGCCCCAGGUGGACAAGGAGCAGUUUGAGCGAAUCCUGGGCUACAUCCGGGUUGGCCAGAAGGAGGGGGCAAAACUUCUCUGCGGUGGGGAGCGUUUUGGGGAGCGGGGUUUCUUCAUCAAGCCCACCGUCUUUGGUGGUGUGCAAGAUGACAUGAGGAUUGCCAAGGAGGAGAUCUUUGGGCCUGUGCAGCCCCUGUUCAAGUUCAAGAAAAUUGAGGAGGUGAUCGAGAGGGCCAACAACACCAGGUACGGCUUGGCUGCCGCGGUGUUCACACGGGACCUGGACAAGGCCAUGUACUUCACACAGGCCCUCCAAGCGGGGACGGUGUGGGUAAACACCUACAACAUCGUCACUUGCCACACGCCGUUUGGAGGCUUUAAAGAGUCCGGUAAUGGGAGGGAGCUGGGGGAGGACGGGCUUAAGGCCUACACAGAGGUGAAGACAGUCACCAUCAAGGUUCCACAGAAGAAUUCGUAAGAACGUCCACCCUGAAGACCCAGCUCCAGUCCAAGAAUUCCACCACCACCUACCCAGUGGUCGCCAACAACUUUUUCGUCAUGGACCCCCUCUAUUUGCUCCAAAUGAACAUUUAGAACCUCA